UCAUUGGAUUUGUGGGAUUUUCUCUGUAAAAAUAAGAAUAAAAUUUCUGCAGAAUCUUCCCAAUUUUCCUUCUGCUUUCCCAAAAGCCACAAAUUUGUAGGAAUUUAUCCUUUGAUGCCUUUGGGAUUUGCUCAUUUCAAGCACCUAAGCACCCUCUUCCCUUUUAAAUAAUCCAAGAUUGUCAUAUUUUUAUAAUCUACAUAUUCAUAGAUAUAGUAUUUAUUAAAAAAGAUUCAAUUUUUCCAACACCCAUUUGGAAAUUGUUGUUGGUUUCACCAUCAUGGGUUUUGUUGGUGAAGGUAGUUGUAGUAGUGGUGGUGAUAAAGGAGGGUGCUUUAUUGGGGGUAUGAAAAGUCUUGUAAGAAGGAAGCAGGUUGAUUCUGCAAAUUCAAAAUCAUCUUCUGCAUCUGGUUCUUCUCAUCAAUUAGCCAAAGCCUUAACUAUACCUCAUCUUAUUACUAUAGGGGUUGGUUCAACAAUAGGCGCUGGGGUGUAUAUUCUAGUCGGCACAGUUGCUAGAGAGCACUCAGGCCCGGCACUCACCAUUUCCUUUCUAAUAGCUGGAAUAGCAGCUGCUCUUUCUGCCUUUUGCUAUGCGGAGCUCGCAAGUCGUUGCCCGUCAGCUGGGAGUGCCUAUCAUUAUUCUUACAUUUGUGUUGGAGAGGGUGUUGCAUGGCUGAUUGGUUGGGCAUUAGUAUUGGAGUACACAAUUGGAGGUUCGGCAGUUGCUCGUGGCAUAUCUCCAAAUCUGGCUAUGCUUUUUGGAAGUCCAGACAGCUUGCCGUCUUUCUUAGCUCGUCACACAAUCCCAGGACUGAAUGUUACUGUGGACCCAUGUGCUGCAAUUUUGGUUUUUCUAGUCACUGGACUUCUGUGUGUGGGGAUCAAGGAGAGUACCAUGGUACAAGGAUUUGUCACUUCAGUAAAUGUAUGUGUCAUGGCAUUUGUAAUUGUUGUUGGUGGAUAUCUGGGCUACAAAGCAGGAUGGCCAGGCUAUGAGCUUCCUGUUGGGUAUUUUCCCUACGGAGUCGAUGGAAUGCUUGCUGGAGCUUCAACUGUCUUCUUUGCCUACAUUGGGUUUGAUUCAGUUGCUAGUACAGCUGAGGAGGUGAAGAAUCCUCAACGUGACCUGCCAAUGGGAAUUGGUUUUGCAUUAUCAAUAUGCUGCUCUCUCUACAUGUUAGUCUCUGCAGUUAUUGUUGGUUUAGUACCCUAUUAUGCUAUGGAUCCAGAUACACCAAUCUCUUCUGCAUUUGCAAGCCAUGGAAUUAAUUGGGCAGCAUAUAUAAUAACUAUUGGAGCUUGUACUUCUCUUUGCUCAACAUUGAUGGGUUCUAUAAUGCCUCAGCCACGGAUACUUAUGGCAAUGGCUCGGGAUGGAUUGCUGCCUUCAUUUUUCUCAGAUGUUAACAAGCGGACUCAAGUUCCUGUUAAGGGCACUAUAGCAACUGGUUUACUUUCUGGAACCUUAGCAUUUUUCAUGAACGUUGAACAGUUGUCAGGAAUGGUCAGUGUUGGUACACUUCUUGCGUUUACAAUGGUGGCUAUUUCGGUAUUGAUUCUCCGAUAUGUACCACCAGAUGAGGUCCCAGUUCCCUCCUCUUAUCAGGAGGCAAUUGACUCAGUAAGCCUGCGACGUAGUAGCUGUAGUAGUAGUUCAGAUAUGGAUGUCGAGAAAACCAAAAUUCCAGCUGUGACCUCUGGUGAUAGCACUCCAUUGUUAGGCGAGAUUUCAGUUGGGCAUCCUCUUGUGGAAAAAGCCGCAGCAAAGUUGAGCUAUCUAGGAAGCCAAAGGCGGAAAGUUGCUGGCUGGACAAUUAUGUUCAUCUGUAUUGGAGUAUGCAUCGUUACAUCCGCUGCUUCAAUUGUUAACUUGUCUAAUCCUGCAAGGUACGCACUGUCCGGAAUUGGUGGUUUGCUUCUGAUAUCUGGUCUAAUAGUGCUCACUUGCAUAGACCAGGAUGAUGCGAGGCACAGCUUUGGACACACCGGAGGUUUCACUUGUCCGUUUGUACCACUUCUGCCUAUUGCCUGCAUUCUCAUCAACGUCUACUUAUUAAUUAAUCUUGGUGGUGAAACUUGGGCCCGUGUAUCCAUAUGGCUAGUAAUAGGAACGUGCAUAUAUGCUUUGUACGGCCGAACCCACAGUUCACUAAAGACUGCAGUUUAUGUUCCUUCAACUCACGUGGAUGAAAUCUACGAAACUUCAGCCAUCUCCCUUGCAUGUUAACACAUGCAUCUGUCGAGUCAAGUGAAAGAACCUUGUUUUCAGUUACACACGGUUUACUGAAGAAGCAGCUGUAUAUUUC
Molecule: messenger RNA, 2309 nt
Organism: Solanum stenotomum
Lineage: Eukaryota; Viridiplantae; Streptophyta; Magnoliopsida; Solanales; Solanaceae
Product: cationic amino acid transporter 2, vacuolar-like
Exons: 14
Coding region: 281-2230 (649 amino acids)
Biological process (GO): transmembrane transport; amino acid transport
Cellular component (GO): membrane
Molecular function (GO): amino acid transmembrane transporter activity
Source: RefSeq, a predicted model, not a curated record